CUUCAAUAUUGAUUCACUGGUUUUUUAUGUUGUUGAUUGACGUUAAAAUUUAUUUGAACUGAUGAAAACAGAAGGUUUAUUGACGAGUAAUUUAAAUUCCGUCCGUAAAGUUCAACUUUCAGAUUUUACAAUUAGCCUAAUUGUCUAGCCUACGGUCCUCAACAUGACUUCUAAACCAACUCAACUGUUGGGUCUGGAUCCAGCCCAGCAAAAUGUGUUUGUUUCGUACUUCAAGAAUUUGCCUGAGAAACCAGCCACCACAGUGAGGUUCUACAAUCGUGUCGAGUACUACACUUUACAUGGUUCCGAUGCUAGUUUUGCUGCAAAGGAAAUUUUUAGGAGCACUGCUGUCAUCAAGACAAUUGGUUCUGGUAGCAAUACUUUGGACUCCCUCAUUGUUAACAAGACACAGUUUGAGAAGUUUGUUCGAGAGCUGCUACUCGUGAAGCAUUACAGAGUUGAGGUCUACACCAAGCCUGGCAAAGCAUCCAACAAUGCAUGGACUGUCGAGUACAAGGGUUCUCCAGGCAAUUUGUCGCAGUUCGAAGACUUGCUGUUUGCUGGUGGAGAACAACUGAGUGGCUCAGCCAUCAUAUCUGUGCGACCUUCUGUUGAUCAAAAGUCCAAGGUUGUUGGUGUCGCUGUCGUGGACACUACAGACCACACUUUCUCAGUGUGCGAGUUCGCUGACAAUGACUACUAUAGUGAGUUGGAAGGCCUAGUGGUGCAACACUCCCCUCGCGAGUGUCUUCUACCCCAAGAGUCGUCCGCCGAGGUGGAAGCCAUCAAGAAGGUUAUAGAGCGUAGCGGGCUACUAGUGACGACGCGAAAGCGAGGCGAGUUCAGCCGCGAUGACACAGACCAAGACCUGAACAGGCUGCUGAGGUUCGCCGAGGGGCAACAGCAAACAGUCAACUCUCUACCUGAGAGUAGGCUCACCACUGCAAUGUCAGCUCUGGGGGCCGCAGUCAGGUACUUGGAGCUGUGCAAUGACCAAGACAACUUUGAGCAGUUCACUCUGCGGCCCCUGGAGCACAGCAGGUUGGUACACCUGGACAGUGCUGUAGUGGCAGCCCUGAGUCUGCUGCCUCCCCCAGGCGCAGCUGCGGCUCACAUGAAACACCAUAGUGUCCUAGGACUGCUGGAUCACUGCAGGACUCCACAGGGCCACAGGUUGAUAGCUCAGUGGGUGAAGCAGCCGUUACGUGACUUGGCGUCCAUUACUGAGCGGCACGACAUCGUGGAGAUAUUGACACUAGAGACAGAACUGCGACAGUCGCUCCACGAGGACCACUUGCGCAGAAUGCCUGACUUGCAGGCACUUGCGCGUCGGCUGCAGCGGAAAAAGGCUUCCAUGCAGGACUGUUACAGGAUCUACCAGGCACUGCAGAGAUUCCCGCUCCUGCUCCAGGCCAUCCAGGACUCUGGGUGUUCCCAUCCCACUCUGGAGGCUCUCAUCGUCAGUCCCAUCCGAGAGCUGUACGCGGACACUGAGAAGCUGCUGGAGAUGGUGGAAUCGACCCUGGACAUGGCCUUGGUGGACAAGGGGGAGUUCCUCAUCAAGGCUGACUUUGACGAUGAUCUGAAAGAGUUGAGAAGCAAAAUGGACAGCUUGGAUGAGGACAUCCAGAAGACGUUGUACAAAGCUGCCCGAGAUCUAUCUCUGGAUCCUGGCAAAACCAUCAAACUGGAGUCCAACUCUCAGUACGGCUACUACUUUAGGGUCACCCUCAAGGAAGAGAAGGUGAUUCGCAACGUCCGAGGUUUUACUCAGCUGGAUGCCAACAAGAGUGGAGUAAGGUUCCGCAACGAUCAGCUGACAGAGCUGAACAGUGAGUAUCAGGAGGCGAAGGACCAGUACACUCAGCAACAGGAGGCAAUAGUGAGCGAAGUCAUCUCCGUGGCAGCUGGCUACAGCACAACUCUGCAGUCUCUGAGUUACCAAGUGGCCCAGCUGGAUGCUCUGGUGAGUCUGGCGCAGGUGGCCGUGAGUGCACCGAUACCUUACGUGCGACCAGUCAUGCACGACAAGAAUACAGGUGUGUUCAGGCUCAAGCAGGCUCGCCACCCUUGCCUGGAGAUGCAAGACAGCGUAUCCUACAUCGCUAACGACAUCGACUUCAAGCAAGGGGAUUGCACUUUCUACAUGGUGACUGGACCCAACAUGGGAGGCAAGAGCACAUACAUCCGCAGUGCCGGCGUCGUGGCACUCCUGGCUCACAUAGGCAGCCUGGUGCCGUGUGAGAGUGCCGAGAUGUCAGUAUUGGACAGCAUACUGGCUCGCGUCGGUGCGUCAGACUCCCAAGUCAAGGGAAUGUCCACGUUUAUGGUUGAAAUGGUCGAGACUGCUUCAAUCAUCAGGACAGCCACAAGUAGUUCUCUAGUCAUUAUUGAUGAAUUGGGAAGAGGAACUUCAACAUUUGAAGGUUGUGGAAUUGCCUGGGCUAUAGCGGAACACUUGGCUUCUGAGGCAAAAUCGUUCACUUUGUUUGCUACUCACUUCCAUGAGCUAACAAGACUCGGUGAGAGUGUUCCGACGCUUGCCAACCGCCAUGUCACAGCUGUCACCCAAGAAGACUCUCUUACGCUGCUCUACCAGGUUCGUCCAGGAGCAUGUGAUCAAAGCUUUGGCAUUCAUGUGGCGAAAAUGGCAAGAUUUCCUCCAAUGGUAAUUGAGAAUGCAAAAAGGAAACUUUCUGAACUUGAAGAUUAUCAGAGCUUGAUAGUUGCUGAAAACGAUGCUAAGAAACGCAAAAUCAUUCAGGAGGGUGAGAACAUAAUGGAGGAAAUGCUUGCCCAGUGCAAGAGCCUGGCUGCCAAGGACAUGUCCGAUACUGAGCUGUCCAAGGCAGUAGCUCAGCUGAAAACUGAAGCCUUGGCACGAGGAAACCCUUACAUCUCGGCUCUUCUCUGCAAAGUCUAGACAUUUUCACUUUAAUUUACGGUUAAGUUUUGUAUUAUAACAAUAAACGAUGUUCCUGUUUUGUA
Macrosteles quadrilineatus (aster leafhopper) is the source of this 2988-nucleotide messenger RNA. RefSeq names its product DNA mismatch repair protein Msh2 (gene spel1). The record is from RefSeq and is a predicted model, not a curated record. The coding region runs from base 164 to 2923 and encodes 919 amino acids. Gene Ontology annotation, biological process: mitotic recombination; mismatch repair. Gene Ontology annotation, molecular function: mismatched DNA binding; ATP-dependent DNA damage sensor activity; ATP binding. NCBI's taxonomy places the organism in Eukaryota, Metazoa, Arthropoda, Insecta, Hemiptera, Cicadellidae. Gene Ontology annotation, cellular component: MutSalpha complex; nucleus. The transcript has 19 exons.